Molecule: messenger RNA, 925 nt
Organism: Nothoprocta perdicaria
Lineage: Eukaryota; Metazoa; Chordata; Aves; Tinamiformes; Tinamidae
Product: ADP-ribosylation factor-like protein 8B
Exons: 7
Coding region: 38-664 (208 amino acids)
Biological process (GO): protein transport; anterograde axonal transport
Cellular component (GO): lysosomal membrane
Molecular function (GO): GTP binding; GTPase activity
Source: RefSeq, a predicted model, not a curated record
GCGCGCCCGCAGCCACAGCCCCGGCCGCGGCUCCUCCAUGCCCAGCAGCGAGGCGGUGCCGCGGGGGCUGGGCGCCUGCCGCAGCUCGGGCGCGCUGGCCGGCAUGCUGGCGCUCGUGGCGCGGCUGCUCGAGUGGCUGCGCUCGCUCUUCUGGAAGGAGGAGAUGGAGCUCACGCUGGUGGGGCUGCAGUACUCGGGCAAGACCACGCUGCUCACCGUGCUCGCGUCAGGGCAGUUCACAGAAGACAUGAUUCCUACAGUAGGCUUCAAUAUGAGAAAAAUAACAAAAGGAAACGUUACCAUAAAGGUUUGGGACAUUGGAGGGCAGCCAAGGUUUCGCAGCAUGUGGGAGCGUUAUUGCAGAGGAGUCAACGCAGUUGUUUACAUGGUAGAUGCAGCAGACAUAGAAAAAGUAGAAGCUUCAAAGAAUGAGCUACACAAUUUGAUAGACAAGCCACAAUUGCAUGGAAUUCCAGUGUUAGUCCUUGGAAAUAAAAGAGACCUACCAGGUGCGCUGGAUGAAAAACAACUAAUUGAGAAAUUAAAUCUUUCAGCUAUUCAAGACAGAGAAAUCUGUUGCUAUUCUAUUUCCUGUAAAGAGAAGGAUAACAUAGACAUAACAUUACAAUGGCUUAUUCAGCACUCCAAAUCAAGGCACUGUUGAAGAAAUAUUUGCUAUCACUUUGACUCCUAUCAGCUAUACACUACUGAAAAGAUAAGGAAUGCAACUGCGUACUACCAGGACUCACUUAGAUCAAAUUUGUUAACAGAAAUAAACUCAAGUGAAUUAUGGUCUAUUUUUUUUUAAUCAAGAUAUUUGUUUGCCUAGUUGAAUUGCCUGAAGGCCUUAAUUGAAAACUAAAAAAAAAUCAAUACUUUUUGGGCUGUAAUGUUUGAGUUUUUGCAUGUGAAUUGUGGAAUACUU